Molecule: messenger RNA, 4677 nt
Organism: Rosa chinensis
Lineage: Eukaryota; Viridiplantae; Streptophyta; Magnoliopsida; Rosales; Rosaceae
Exons: 6
Coding region: 1-4677 (1558 amino acids)
Molecular function (GO): nucleic acid binding; zinc ion binding
Source: RefSeq, a predicted model, not a curated record
AUGAAAUCAUAUCUUUAUGCUCAAGAUGAACAUGUGUGGAAUAUUGUAGAAAAUGGCUGGACUAUACCUAUGGUAAAAGCAAAAGGAGAAAGCUCUUCCACUACAAAUCCCAAACCAAGGAAGGACUGGACUGAGGAAGAAGUUCGUGAUCUGCAAGCAGAUUUCAAGGCCAAGAACAGCAUUUUCACUGCCCUAUCUGAACGGGAAAAACUGAGGAUAAGUCACUGUGAUACUGCCAAGCAGGCAUGGGACCUUCUACAGACUACAUAUGAAGGAAAUAAAAAGGUACGUGCACAGAAAUUACAAGCACUGGUCUUUGAAUUUGAAACUAUGACUAUGGGAGAUGAUGAAACCAUUGAUGACUUCCAUGGUAGAAUUCUUAAAAUUUCUGGUCAGUGUCGGAGUCUGGGAGCACCUUUUGAUGAAGAUAAGAUUGUCAAAAAAAUCCUCAGAGCCUUGCCAGAAAAGUUUCACUCAAAAGUCACUAGUAUAGAGGAUUCUUUUGACAUUGAUGAAUAUCCACUUGAUGAGCUCAUCGGCAAUCUCAAAACCUAUGAGAUGAGGUUAAAACCUGAAAAGAAAAACAAGGGAGUUGCCUUCAAAGCCGUAAAAGGAGCAGAAGAAGAAGAAGAAACACUAGAUCUCGCUCUACUAACGAAGGAAUUCAAAAAAUUUCUCAAAAGCAAGAACUCCACUAGAAAUCCAAAUGCUCCUAGGAAAAACUCUUAUGGAGGAAGCAGUAGUAGCGGUGAUUACAACAGCAAGAGUGGAAAAGGAAGCUUCAAGGGAAACCUCUCAGGAAAGCCGAAAUGUUAUGAAUGUGGUGGCUAUGGUCAUAUCUCUACUGACUGUGGAAACAGGAAGCAUGGAAACAACAACAACAAGUCUCUUCUCUCAACUUGGAGUGAUGAUGAAUCUCAAGAAGUUGAAAAUCUGGCUCUUGUAUCAUCACUUCUACCUGAUUCAGACAGUGACGAGGCCUUCUCUGAUGAUGAAACAAAUGUCCGCUGCAGACAACUCUACAAAGCCUCAAAGGUUACUCUGCUUAGAAACUUGAAUUUGGAAAAAGAAGUUGAAUCUCUGAGAACCGAAAAAGAAAAGGCGGAGCGUCUAUUGGAAUCUUCACACUCUGCAUGGAAAUUAGAGAAAAGCAAACCUAUGAGUGAUCUACUAGACGACCAAGAGCUGUUGGCAUGGAAGAUUGAAAAAAAUGAGUGCCUCAACAGGAUCAAAUUACUAGAACUGGAUGUUAAAGGACAACAAGCAUUAAACCUGGAAUUGUCGGCUAAAAAUGAGUCUCUUCAAGAUGAAUUGAGAUUGACUCAAGAAAGAUUCACCAAGUUUGAUAUCAGCUCCAACUCCAUGUCAAAAUUGCUCGGAUCUGGAAAAGCUCCCUAUGACACUUGUGGUUUAGGAUACACUGGAGAGAAUUCCAAAAGUACCAAAUUUGUAAGAGCAUCAAGACCUUCUGGAGAAAAAGAAGAAGUCUCCACUAAUGAUCAUGUCAAGAUUAUGAAGGAAGGCAAGACAAUUCCAAACUGUCAGGUAAAAAUUGACCAAGAUUUCCCCACUGGUCAAAACAGGUACGCAAACUCCAGAACUUUUGUUCCUAUUUGUCAUCACUGUGGUAAGAUAGGCCAUAUCAGACCUAGGUGUAAUGAAAGACUUUCAAACUCACAGUUCUCUCAAGAAAAAUGUACGGUUGAAUCCCUACAGGUUGAGCUUAAAGAACAAAAAGAACUCAUUAACAGACUAGCUGAAAUUGUUUCUAAGAAGGACUUUCAAACUGGAAAAAGGAAAAAGAUCUGGACCAAGAAAAAUGAAAGUAAUUAUCUUAGUUCUUAUGAAACUAAUGAUACAUGUCUUUUCGCAUGUGCAAGCAAAGCUCAACAAGGCUCUCACAUUGAGGCAACUUGUUUGGUAGCCUUGACUGCAUUAGCUGACAAGCGACGAGAUUUCUGGUAUGUUGACAGUGGUUACUCCAGACACAUGACUGGAGACAAAUCUUGGUUCACAUCCUUUGACGAUGAAAAUACAACUGGAUCAGUCACCUUUGGAGAUGGAAGGAAGGCAAAUAUUCUGGCUCAAGGCACAGUAAACACUGCAGGUAUACCUAAUCUUAAAAAUGUCUUAUUCGUUGAAGGCUUAACUGCAAACCUGAUUAGCGUCAGUCACUUGGCUGAUGACUAUGAAGAAGUGUGGUUUAACAAACAAAGAUGUUUGGUCUUAAAUCAGAAAGGAGAAGGUAUCAUGGGAGGUAAGAGAUCCACUGAUAAUUGUUAUCAUAUUCAAGCUAAUGAAUCUUCUAGCGUGCAGUCUUGUUUGUCUGUAAAAUCUACAGAGGAGACCUAUGAACUUUGGCACAGGAAGAUGGGACAUGUUAACUAUCAGGACUUGCUGAAAUUAUCUUCCAAGCAAUGUGUCAGAGGCUUGCCAAAUUUAAGGGGCAAAACUGACAAGAUAUGUGGAGAAUGUAAAAUCGGAAAACAAACAAAGGCACCUCACAGAGUGAUAAAUUCUACAACAACCUCAACAGUAUUGGAGCUGUUACACAUGGACCUCAUGGGACCGGCUCAAUCUGAGAGUAUUGGAGGUCUCAGCACAAAUUUUUGGGCUGAGGCUGUCAGCAUUGCGUGCUAUACAAUGAAUAGAGUCCUUCUCAGACCAGGUACUGAACAAACAGCAUAUGAGCUAUGGAAAGGUAAGAAACCAAAUGUGGGGUACUUUCAUAUUUUUGGAAGUCCUUGCUACAUUUUACGAGAUAGAGAACACCUCGGUAAAUUUGAUGCUAGAAGUGAUGAUGGUGUGUUCUUGGGAUAUUCUCCGAACAGUAGAGCUUAUCGAGUUUACAAUAAAAGAACUCGAAUUAUUAUGGAAUCUAUUAAUGUCUCUAUUGAUGAUCAAUGUAUGAAACAGGAAGAAUCAUUUGCUGAUCCGUCUCCCUCUUCUGUUACACAACCUCAGAACACAGAACAUCCAAAUGCAGAAGAAGGAGAAGAAAUCUCUGAAAGCAUCUUCGAACCAGCUCCAAAUCCAAGGAGAGGGUUCAAGCAAGUUCAAAAGGACCACUCCACUCAAGAUAUCAUCGGGAAUCUAACAGAUGGAAUAACCACCAGGAGAAAAGCUACAGCACAGGUAAACCCCUCCGAGGAUGAGCUGAAUCAGUUUACUAGGAAUGAUGUGUGGUAUUUAGUACCUCGACCUAGAAAUUGCAAUAUCAUAGGAACCAAAUGGAUUUUCAGAAACAAAAGUGAUGAAAAAGGGAAUGUGAUUAGAAACAAAGCCAGACUAGUUGCUCAGGGAUAUUCUCAGGUUGAAGGUCUUGACUUUGACGAGACCUUUGCUCCUGAAGAAGUUUAUGUAGAACAACCUCCAGGUUUCAAAGAUCCACAUAACUUAGAUCAUGUCUACCGACUCAAGAAAGCCCUGUAUGGUCUGAAGCAGGCUCCCAGAGCCUGGUAUGAAAGGCUUUCUACACAUCUUGUGGAAAAAGGUUCCACAUCCAAAUACCUUGUCAAAGAAUUUCAAUCCGUCAUGGAAAGUGAAUUUGAAAUGAGUAUGUGUGGUGAACUAACCUUCUUUCUUGGAUUGCAAGUAAGACAGAUGAAAACAGGACUGUUUCUAUCUCAAACCAAAUACGCUGAGAAUUUGAUCAAGAAAUUUGGUCUCGUAUCUAAGAAGACACUGAGCAAUCCCAUGAGUACCACUACUAAGCUGCAUGAAGACCAGGAAGGGAAAUCCGUUGAUCCGACACUCUUUCGUAGCAUGAUUGGAAGUUUACUGUAUCUUACUGCCAGUCGACCCGAUAUUUCCUACAGUGUGGGAGUAUGUGCUCGCUUUCAAGCAAAUCCCAAAGAAUCCCACUUAGAAGCUGUCAAAAGAAUCAUUCGAUACAUUUCAGGUACAGUCACCUGUGGUAUUUUCUAUACAUUCGAUACUAACGUGGAGAUCACAGGGUACUCUGAUGCUGACUGGGGAGGCAACCUAAAGGAUAGGAAAAGCACUUCUGGAGGCUGUUUCUUUAUUGGCAACAAUCUUGUAGCUUGGCACAGCAAGAAACAAAAUUGCAUUUCCUUGUCCACUGCAGAAGCUAAAUAUGUUGCUGCUGGGAGCUGGUGCACACAAAUGCUGUGGAUGAAACAAAUGCUUCAUGAUUAUGGCAUUUCUCAAGGUUAUCUCAUCAUGGUUCGCACAAAGAUCACCACUCGCCUUGGCGGACACCGGCGUCUUCCUCCUCCUGAUGAGGGCCGUCAGGCCGCUGCCCGAGCCGGCAUCCUUCAUCCCGGCAUGCACCGUGAACGCAGUCGGAGCCCUCUUCGUCGUCCCUCUCCUUCUGGUGCCCCCUCUGCUGUUCCUCCUCCUCCUGUAUCUCUGGAUAGCCUUCGUGACUCCAUCCUGGUGACUGACUGGCGGCUUGCAUGUCUUACUACUGACAUGGACGACAUGCACUCUCUUCUGGUUCGCACUCAUCAUGCCGUAACCAACCUCACCAAGGAAAUCCGGAACCUGCAGCGCCACCCUCCCGGGUUUGACGCUCCCGGUCCCUCCACCGCUGUUCCGGCAGCAGUCGCCCCUGUGGAGAGCUCGACCUCGAUGGACAGCGAGGAAUUUCACGACCAUGUCAUCAAGCUUAUGGAGGAAGUCGAAGGGCAUUCCCCUUCAAAGGGGGAGAAGUGA